CUCUCUCUCACACACUACAGACAACUCAUCUACUGAAACACUCUAUCUCACUCUCCCUUCUUUCUGUCUCUGGAACCCAUCUGAAGAUCAGGAUGCUGGGCUGUAGAGUGUGUGUCCUGUCUGUGCUGUCAUCUCUCCUCAUCCUCACCCUCAUCCCCUCCACACAAUCAGCACGUUGCUGUCUGAAGUACACUCGGCGUCCAUUGCCAUGCCGAAUGCUGAAAGACUACACCUACCAGACCAUUACCUCCUCCUGUGACAUCCACGCUGUCGUCUUCCACACUCGGAGGGACAAGUUUGUGUGUGCCGAUCCCUCUCAAGACUGGAUCCAGAGGGUACAACGCUGUCUGCUCAAGCGUCAGGAGAGGAAAUCUAAACUGAAGAAAAGUAUCUGAUCUCAUGACCUCAUAACCUGGAGAUGACAUGGAGAGGGUUGGGCUCUGGACAGAUGUACAGCUCUACCUUUCAUUAUAGAACAA
Molecule: messenger RNA, 479 nt
Organism: Coregonus clupeaformis (lake whitefish)
Lineage: Eukaryota; Metazoa; Chordata; Actinopteri; Salmoniformes; Salmonidae
Product: C-C motif chemokine 20-like
Exons: 4
Coding region: 93-395 (100 amino acids)
Biological process (GO): positive regulation of ERK1 and ERK2 cascade; cellular response to interleukin-1; neutrophil chemotaxis
Cellular component (GO): extracellular region
Molecular function (GO): chemokine activity; CCR chemokine receptor binding
Source: RefSeq, a predicted model, not a curated record